GUCCCCUGCAACUAUUGCCCCCAAGACUACAAAAAAAGGCCCCCCUUCUACCUCUCUGUCGCGUUGGCCUUCUCUCAUCUGAUUCCGAAAGCCUCCGGUUUCACAAAACUCUGAUCGCCCAGUCGAAUCGAAAUCAUAUACACGGCGAUGGCGAAGAAGAGGAAGUCCAUAGCGACCAGCCUCGACGAGGUGGAUCGGACCAUGUACGCGUCGUUUUGUAGCGCGGCCAACUCCCUCUCCCAGCUCUAUACCCACGCCAUGAACCACCAAAAGUUCUCCUUCCAAGCCGGCGAACGCCAUGGCCUUGAAAAACUCUAUCAAUGGAUCCGGAGGCAACAAGAGGAAGGUUCUAGGGUUUUAACAGUUGAUAUUAUCAAUUACCUUCAGAAUGAGCUGGACUACAGCGGGGAGGAGCCAUCAAUGUCCCCUAGAGCUCCAGUGCAACAGCAUCAUCAGCAGUCUCAACCUGCAAUGCAGGGUUUCCAAGCCUCUUCAGUCUCAACUGGCCUAACAGCUGCUGGCCAGGGAGCAGCGACAACCGCUGGGCAGGGAAUUCGCUCCGAGCACUGUGAUCAUCAAUCCAAGAAUUCAGUCUUCUCAAAUGCUUUAUCAAGCCCUCUCCGCCAGAGUCUUCAACACUAUCAUAUUACUCGGGGAGGUUACUCUCCAAAUAGGAACACUGAACCCACGUUUCUUCAUAACCAAAGCAGGGAUUCUAGUGCUCUCAGUUCCAACGAUUCUGCCAUGGACAUGCAUGCAGAUAGUCCUGCUCAUGAAUCCACUUACUGAAAUUUCCCAUCUUACUUCGUCUCUUGCCAUGGAGUUGUCAAAAGCUUGGAAGAACUAUGGUGAUUACAAGGCUCUUUCCUACAUUUCCAUUAAUGACAGAAAGCACAGGAGGGAACUGAUGCUAUAACCUUAUAUCUUACUUGUGUCAAGUUUGGGUCUAUUAUUGUAUCUUCUGUAAAGCCUUUGUGUUGAAUGUAUCUGCAACAUUUAAGUUGGCUCCUAUGGUUUUGUCGUCUUGGUUUUUGGUUGUUUCUGUUUUCUUUAAACAUGUUUAUGCUUUUUAUUAGGAAAUCUUAUUUAAAUUCAA
Molecule: messenger RNA, 1096 nt
Organism: Carya illinoinensis
Lineage: Eukaryota; Viridiplantae; Streptophyta; Magnoliopsida; Fagales; Juglandaceae
Exons: 3
Coding region: 148-789 (213 amino acids)
Source: RefSeq, a predicted model, not a curated record